Vitis riparia (riverbank grape) is the source of this 1694-nucleotide messenger RNA. RefSeq names its product probable LRR receptor-like serine/threonine-protein kinase At1g05700. Gene Ontology annotation, molecular function: protein binding. The record is from RefSeq and is a predicted model, not a curated record. NCBI's taxonomy places the organism in Eukaryota, Viridiplantae, Streptophyta, Magnoliopsida, Vitales, Vitaceae. The transcript has 8 exons. The coding region runs from base 29 to 1552 and encodes 507 amino acids.
CCUCAGUGCUAUAGCUUAGGCAGCCACCAUGGCCAACCUCCUUAUCUUAAUUCUUUUAGCCCUUUCUACCCUGUCCGGGAAUCUCGCAGGGUUUUUAAGCAUAGAUUGCGGGUCAUCCACUGUUUACAGUGAUGAAGGGUGGAUCGGAGACGAGGCCUAUAUACAGAAUGGAGAGUCCAAAAGGGUUCAAUCUGGCAAUUCGGUGUCUCAGGUGAUGGACACUUUGAGGGUUUUCUCAAGCCGUAACAAGAAUUGUUACUCUCUAGUAGCUAAGAAAGGAGAGAGAGUUCUGGUUCGUGCCAGCUUUUACUAUGGAAAUUAUGACCACAAGUCAUCUCCCCCUACCUUUGCUCUGCAGUUUGAUGGGAACCCUUGGGCCACAGUAGUGACUUCAAGUGAUCUAGUCAUUUACUAUGAAGCUAUAUAUGCCGUAAAGGGAGAUACUACAAGUGUAUGUGUUGCUCAGACACAGGCUAAUCAAUUUCCCUUCAUAUCAGCACUUGAAAUGGCAAGCUUGGGAUCAAACAUGUACAGCUCUUUGGAUUCAAACUAUGCUUUGUUUCUGAGAAGGAGGUUUGCUUUCGGUGCAAACGAAAUUAUAAGGUUUCAAAGAGAUGCAUAUGAUCGAAUUUGGGUUCCCGGAGUAGCUGUCAAUGGAUUAAUUGCAGUCACAAGUGAUGCACUGGUUAUUGACAGUACCGCUGCAAAAGAUGUUCCUCCACAAGCUGUGCUGCAGAACGCAAUAACCACCUUAAGCACGUCGGAGUCCAUAAUUAUUGGAACUAAUCUUCCAGCCGUUAAAGUUCUGAUCUAUAUCAACGCUUACUUUUCUGAAGUUACCACGCUUGAUUCAACCCAGAAGCGAUCCUUGGAGAUCAACCUGGAUGACAAGCCUGUCUCAAAUCCCAUCGUCCCACCCUACCAAAAAGUACUGGAAGUAACCAUCACCAACCUGACUGCUUCUUCUAAUAAUAACUUGUCUUUGGUGGCUACCUCCGAUUCAACGCUUCCUCCUCUCAUCAAUGCCCUGGAAAUCUUUUCAAUCAGCAAUGAGCUAACUGAUGGGACAGAUAGCAAUGAUGUGGGACAGUUAGGUUCGCUGCAAGUCCUGUAUCCUAUACUAAGACAAUGGGGUGGCGACCCUUGUCUUCCCUCACCAUUUACAUGGGACUGGGUCAAUUGUAGUACUGAUGCUACACCUCGAGUAACAGCUUUGUAUCUCAGUGGCUUCGAGCUAAAUGGCUCAUUUCCAGAUUUGAGUUCCAUGGAUGCCCUUGAAAUAAUAGAUCUGCACAAUAACAGCUUGGAGGGUGAUAUUCCCGAUUACCUUGGCACCAUGCCCAAUCUAAAACAAUUAAAUUUGGCGGAUAAUGAUUUCAGUGGGACUCUGCCCACCUCAAUCUCAAACAAUAAAAACCUAAAACUAAUUGCAACGGGGAAUAAGAACUUGUGCGUCUCUGGAAAGUCAUGUCAGACAAGCGACACCAACACGGGGAAUAAGAACUUGUUCAUCUAUGUAGUCGUGCCCACUUUUCUCUUGGUGUGGAAAUAGAAGCUUAGCAAAGCUGCUAAAUUUUCUAUGGCUAUGCUUGUCACGACCCACGUUCGGAUCAACUCGGAACUUGACCUGCGACCCACGUCAAAGGUUAAAACUAUAACAUGGGAUAUGAUAAGAAAAGAGAUAUUGUGUCAUA